This is a messenger RNA of Fusarium subglutinans, 1440 nucleotides long. RefSeq lists its product as uncharacterized. NCBI's taxonomy places the organism in Eukaryota, Fungi, Ascomycota, Sordariomycetes, Hypocreales, Nectriaceae. The record is from RefSeq and is a predicted model, not a curated record. The transcript has 2 exons. Bases 1 to 1440 code for a protein of 479 amino acids.
AUGUUCGACCCAGAUUCUGGUCCAGCGUUUACGGAGUAUGUCCUGACCCGGGAGGCUCUCACGGCUGAGAGUAAUGCAGACUGGAGCCGGCGUCGUCCAUACCCUUCCUUCAAGCCUCGAGGCACAAAGGGACCUCGAUCUUUGGUAGACAUAGCCAUCAGUGUUGUUGGCGAUAAUUUUGGCAAGAUUCGCUCUAUAACCCAUCUUGAGUCAUUGCCAAAAGCCAUACUAUGGCGCAUUUGGAGGUAUCUCGAGGCAAGAGGAGUGUCUCUCCAUGCUUGGAGGUACCUCUCCAAACUCCUAAUGGAUGAAGGAGAUGAGAAGAAUCUUGGCCUGUACCGCUUUCGACAGCACAUAUGCCAUCCCGGCAACAGUCUCACCCGCUACACUCAACCUCUGACAGCACCGCCCUCAGACUUCAUAACACACAUAGUCAUCGCCGGUGGUUGCACCUUCAAUACCCAUGAUCUUCUAGGUCUGGCAGACAUGCCUAAUCUCGGUGUCCUCGAGAUAAUUCAACCAACAGAGCGGACUGCGUUCCCAAAUAUCUCGGACCGUCUUGUCCGGGGAUGGUCUGAGAAACCUGAUCCAUUUCCCUUACUUCGAGUAUUGCGAAUAUGGGGAGAUGAGACGACAUCCAAGGCAUCUCUACCAUGGGUGUCAAACUUCCCUUCUCUUGCCCUGUACGACGUAAUUGGUGCAAGGGACGCGUGGGACGCCAGUAAGAUGGCAGCGCAAGAACAUGGGUGGGAGCAGGCAGAUGCACCGCCACAUAGGUUGGACGACUCACUGCUGCGAUAUCUCAUGCUCUUUGCGCCGCUGGAAGAAACCCGAGACAGAAAUAUGCGUGACCUCGCUGCAAGUAUCGAUAAUGACUUGGUGUCGUUGUGCAGCGACUCGCGAUGUGCUGUUAAAUUUGUUCAGGAUCGUCAGGCACCACUUCUUCUCAACUACCUGUGCGAUACUGCAAAGGAGAAUGCGCCUUGGUGGGAUAUUGAUGCUGCAUCUCGAGAAGCUCGCACAUGCCACGGAGUUGCAUUUGAGGCUUGGGCAUUCUGGCUUUACUCCUUUCUCGGUCAACUUUGUUCUGAUCAAGAUUUAGAAGCCCGUGGCGCCCUUCCCUACAAGGCUGCAGCAGGUCCCUUCAUUCUACCCUCACGGCCGAUUGCAUGCCUUCACUUGGGUCACACUUCUCAACGCGGUGGUAUUGAUACGAGACCGUCAUAUAUUAGCAGGGGACUAUUCGCAACACGACAAUUCACAUUUACACGGAAAUCUGUCAUUCCGCUCAACGGGAAGAAGCCUGCUACAGUACCGAAGGGAGUCAACUUGGUGUGUUCAGAGAGGUCCGCGCCAAUGCUAGCAAUAAGGAAGGCCAAGAGAAAACGGGUUGUUGAUGUUUUGGAGGAUAUGGGUCUAGGGCGUCCAAAGAAUCCAUGA